GGACAAAGCAAGGGUAUCCGAGUCUGAACAAUUUUGUUGUGGCGUGGGGCCAUGGAGCAUCAUCGCCGUGUAGUGGGGCCGGGGGGAUAUGAAAGGGCUCUCCAUAUGAUAUGAACGUCAGCUCGAGGAUUCGGGAUUGAGGAAUUGUUUAUUUAGAAAGCAAAGCAAAGAAAUGGAAAGGGAAAGGAAAGGAUUCUUGUGUGUGGAUUCGUCCAUGGAAUAACUGAAACCUUCAAGAAACAUCCGCAUCCCCCCAUCUUUUUCUCAUCAUCAUCAGCUGCCCACAUGUUCACGUUCUAGGGCUCAAGGUUAAGGUUGCAGUUGCAGAGGAAGCAGCACUCAUGGGAAAUUGCGUCUUGAAAGGGCUGCACCCAGAAAUUAGAGACGAUGUGGUGAAAGUGGUGACGGCCGAUGGCGGAAUCAUGGAGCUCUUCGCGCCCGUCACCGCCGAGUGCAUAACGGGCGAAUAUCCAGGACACGCCAUUUUCAAGAGCCGAAGCAUCUUCUCCGAACCCCUGCUCCACAAGGAGGAGCUUCACGCCGGAGAAGUGUACUACCUACUCCCCCUGAACCCCUACAAGCCCUCCGCCGCCAACGCGGACGCCGGUAGCGUUUUGUCUACGCCGUACCGGAUGUCGACGAAGAGAGCGGGAGCGGGAGCCGGGUCGGAGGCGGAGGCGGAGGUAUUUCCCAAGUACAGUAGCAGCGGGGUGUGGAAAGUGAAGCUGGUGAUAAGCCCCGAACAGCUCUCUCAAAUUUUGUCGCAUGACAGUCGCACCGAGGAGUUGAUCGAAAACGUCAGAACGGUUGCCAAGUGCGGAAACGGCGUCGGAUCGGCGCCCAACUCAGACCACUCCAGUGUCGCAAGCAGUUGGAAGGGGUCCGUAUCCGCAUCCACCGUGGAAUUCGACUAUGGAUUCAAAUAAUAAUAUUUUAAAAACAAAAACAUGUUUCUUUUUUCCCUUCCCUUCCUUUCUCUGUAUCAUAUUAACUAAAUUAAUUGGUUGCUUGCUUGCUGGUGCCUGGUGAGAUGAUCUUAAUUACUCCUCCGUGUUAUUCAAUCUUAUCAGUGAUUUGAAUUGAAGGUUCGUCAGUAUUAGUAAAUAGUAUAG
Momordica charantia (bitter melon) is the source of this 1112-nucleotide messenger RNA. Its product is annotated as UvrABC system protein C. Lineage: Eukaryota; Viridiplantae; Streptophyta; Magnoliopsida; Cucurbitales; Cucurbitaceae. The record is from RefSeq and is a predicted model, not a curated record.